This is a messenger RNA of Solanum tuberosum (potato), 3001 nucleotides long. RefSeq lists its product as uncharacterized. Lineage: Eukaryota; Viridiplantae; Streptophyta; Magnoliopsida; Solanales; Solanaceae. The transcript has 6 exons. The record is from RefSeq and is a predicted model, not a curated record. Gene Ontology annotation, biological process: meristem maintenance; meristem development. The coding region runs from base 206 to 2770 and encodes 854 amino acids.
UAAGCAAACCCUCUUUCUCUGUAUUUAUUUGAAAUGAGUUACAAAUCCUCUGAUAACUUUUUGAAUAUAUACAGUGAAAAAAAGAAAAAAGAAAAUAAAAGCUCUCUCCUUGUCAAGAAUAAGCAAUUUCAGCUAUGAGAUUUUUCUCUGAGACUUUUACAAUCAAAUUCUUCUUAACUUGCUCCAUCAGAGAGAAGUACUAGAAAUGGCCAAAGAUAAAGUUGCAAGCUUAGGUACUGAAGUUUCCCAGUCAAAGCCAAAAAUGGCUAAGAAAAUGCAAGAGUUGAACAAAGAGCUGAUUGUUGACAAGACAUUUGUUCAUAUUCCUGGAUCACCCUCUAAUUUCAUAUUAGGUCCAUGUUUUAAGACUGUGUUUCCUCUGGAGCUCUCGUCUCUUUACCCCUUAGCUGAAGGAGAGAAGCUACUUCUACACUCUGUGCAACCUGAUUGGUUAAAAGGUAAGCAUAUGUAUUCAUGGCCUUCUAAUGGUAGAUCAUGGAUUGAUUGGGUAGAUAGAGUUGAGAAGGCCAAAGGGGAAGUCUGGAAAUCAGCUGAUAUAUAUGAUGCCAUUCAGUUGUCGAAAAAUGCUAUCCCCAAGGACGAAAAUCUUCUGUUUGCUGCCUUGUGCUAUUGGUCAUUCUCCACAAACUCGUUCCACUUCAGAUUUGGUAUGAUGGGGCCAACAGUACUAGAUAUUGUUGCUUUGACAGGACUUAGGCCACAUGGGGAGGAAGUCAGUUCCAUUCUUGGGAUGGCUGGAUCGACUUGUCAUUUUCCCCAUCAUGGAACAAUUUAUCAUAAUUCCAUAGUUUACAACAAGUAUCUUGACGUGUCCAAGGCAGAAACAGAUGUGACACAGGAAGAACAUAUAUCUUUUCUGUUUACAUGGCUCAGCCAGCAUCUGUUUUGUGACUCUUCUGUCAGCAUGAUCAAGCAAUGCACAAAGCUGGCAUUUGUUCUUGCUUCGGGUAGAAAGCUUGCUUUGGCACCCUUUCUCUUGUCUAAUUUAUAUCAUGGAUGCACUGAAAUCAUUAUGGGCAGGUUUAUGUAUGAAAGAGGUCCAUUCUGGAUCAUGCAGUUCUGGCUACAGUCUUACUUCCCUGAAUUCCGACCUGCUACUUUGGAUAACUGUACUUUCCCCACCUAUGGGUACCCCUUGGCUGAAGGUGUGUUGAGACGUAAAUCAUUCGAGGAAUACUUCCGCUUUUUUCAUAAAUGUGCAUCUAGAACUAUCAGCCAAUUCACCCCGUUUUCUUCUAGGAAGUUUGGACCUGUGUGGUUUCAGAAGUCACUUUAUCCUAACUUCCAAAAACUUAAUAAGCCAGAGCUACAAGAUAUUUGGGCCAGUUAUCUCAUUGCUCGAGACCUCCCUUACAGUAUCCUUCUGGAUGAAUCUUUGAAGUGCAAAUAUGGGGUAGAACAUUAUUCUCCAAAUCAGUUUGCCCGACAGUUCGGUAUGACUCAGGCUGUCCCCUUCCACCAAUCAGCCAAUAAACUUCCAAUUAGAAGAAAAGAUUUCCAGUCUGCAGAUUACACUGAAGAAACUGAAUCAAGAUUUGUCCAAUCGAAAAGGAAGUUUUCAUUUGUUCCAUUUGAUACUAAUCCUAGCUCUACUGAGUUCUUUGAUUCCUGGUGGUCCACUUACAUCCGUACUCGGGACAAGACUGUUAUUGAUACCCUCAGGAAGAUCUCAACGCAAGUCAUGCUCCUCCAUAAUAUGAAGAGGAAAUAUGAAGGGGAUAGUAUUCCAUUGCAAUCUUCUGCUCAGCAAGAUGAGCCCAUACAACAAAAGAACUUGAAUGAGGCAGCUGAAAAGAUACCUACAACAACAUUAUGCAAGAAGACGAAGACUUACUCGAGGAAAUUGUCACCAGGCUCAACUUCUGACAUACCUUCUACAUCAGCCUUCCCUACAAGUUGUACACCUGCUAAUGAAGACAGGACUGAGGCAGACAUCCAAGUUUCCGCUGUUACACCAAUCUCCGCUUCUGACAAAGAUGUCGAGGAAGUCACAGUUUCCCCAUCCUUAGAUAAUACCAGAAGCAAGGCAUCUGAUAUUAGUCAACCACCUGACUGUCCUUUGAAAUUUGAUAAUCUAGAAGACUUCUUUUCUCGAGUUAGUGGAAAAAUUAAAUGUGCUCAAUCUCUCGGUUUUUCUGCUGAUCAAUCUUCUCCCAUAGAUGACAAGAAAUCCACCACACAGAAGUCUACACCGUCAGCAGAAAUGCUUGCCACAGCUAAAGGUGAUAUUAAGAGAUUACUACUCAUACCUUCUCAAGUCAUGCUUCUACCCGGAAACUGUUCAGCAUUAAGCGCAGCACUAUCAGUACAUGCUGGGGCACCGGAUUUAUCAGCUGAGAGAGCGCUUGCCUUGGAGAAACUCAAAGAGAACAUUCCACACUUUUCCUUGACCAUGCGUAGAGCUAAGAAGGAUCAAGAGGAGUAUUAUAAGAAGGUUUCCAAGCAAGUGCUCCUCAUCGACGAGCUCACAAAAUAUCAAGAACUCUAUACUAACCUCAAAGAUAGCAACGACAAACUUGAAUACAAAAUCAGCAAGCUGGAGGCAAGAUUGAAGGCUGCAAAGACAAAAAGAGAAGCAAUCCAGCAGCAACAAUUGAGUUUGGCCAAGAAUUGUUCUGGAAAGUUUAAUGCUCUUGAUGACAUGGAAGCUGAGUUACCUGUCCUGAAGGAGAUGAAGGAGCUAGCUGAUUGGGAUGUCGCUCGAUUGGAAGAAAGCUUGAGUGACUUCAAGAGUAAGAUAAUCGAGUGAUCGCUUGUUAUAAAUCGUUCUUCAUGUGAAUUUGCUGGCUAGUAAGAGCAUGUAAAUAUAUUUUGCUAUGUACUAACUUUCUCACUUUUGAAUGGCAUACCUAAGUAUGGCCAAGCUAAUCCAAACAUGUAAAGUGAAACCAGUAGUGUACUUCUAGUUAUGUUUUUUGGUGGCACAGGUUGAUGGAACAAUGAGCAUGAAUGCUUCAAAAUAGCACUAAUUUAGAUGUGA